UAAACCCUACGAAGAGGGUAAAAAGGAGGCGAGCCAGCCGAAGAAAACCACAAGAGGAAGCGGCCGUUUUUGACAUCUCGUAUGCUUGAUUUCGCUGGAAUCCUCCGCGAUUGAUUUUACCGCACAGCGGAAAAGGAGAUAAACACGAUAAAAAUCUAAGGAAAACGCAAUCACAUCUUCUCUUUGUCCGCCGCCGCCGCCGCCUCCUCUCUCCAUUGGUAGCACCUUAAUCUGACCCCUGCCCAGCCCGCCGCCAUGGAGGCGCUGACGGCCACGGACAAAUGCUUCUCCCCCGCCAGGUCGAUGUCCCCGAUGCCGAUUAUGAGGCCCCCUACAUCACCGGACGCUGCCAGUCAGUAUCUGGAGGAGUUGCUGCAAGAGCAACAGAAGCUCGGGCCCUUCGUGCAGGUGCUCCCAAUCUGCGGCAGGCUGUUGAAUCAAGAGAUAAUGAGAAUAUCAAGCAUGAUUUCACACCUUGGACUUAGGGGAAAUGAGAGGCUGCCACCAAUUGCAAGUCCAAAUCAUAUGCAUCCAUUGCCCCGGGUGCCCAAUUUCUGUGGAAACGGUUUUGGUCCGUGGAAUGGGAUGCAACCUGAGUGCAGCUGUUCACAAGUGUUAUGUGGACGUCAAGAUGCGGCGAAUGGAACAAACAAGAUACCUUCACAUCUACUUAACAUGUUAUCAUCAAUGGAUAGAAAUGGUUUUCCUAGGGGAGCCAUGGGCUGGCAAGGUGCUGCACAGAACCCUUCCUCUUACAUCGUCAAGAAGAUUGUGCGAUUAGAAGUACCAACAGAUGCUUACCCUAACUUCAACUUCAUUGGCCGUCUGCUUGGGCCGAGGGGGCACUCACUGAAGAGAGUUGAAGCUACUACAGGCUGCCGUGUUUUCAUUAGAGGGAAGGGAUCCAUCAAAGAUCCUGUAAAGGAGGAACAGUACAAGGGAAGGCCUGGCUAUGAACACUUGGGAGAUCCAACACAUAUCUUGAUUGAAGCUGAAUUACCUGCUGAUGUCAUUGACGCUAGACUGGCACAAGCACAGGAGAUACUAGAGGAGUUGCUGAAACCAGUGGAUGAGUCACAAGACAACAUCAAGAGGCAACAACUUCGAGAACUUGCUAUGCUGAACUCAGUAUAUCGAGAGGAUAGCCCGCAUCAGAACGGCAGUGCCUCUCCCUUCAGCAAUGGCGGCACAAAACAGUGAGCGUGUGGGACUCAUUUCCUCAACCCUUAUCCUUGCAGAGACUUUCUCCCCAAUCCUGCUCUCAUGACAGACAUAGCUUUUCUGAUGCUCAAGCUCCUGUGAUGGUGUUGGAAUUCAUACCAUUGCUAGCUGGUGAUUUUGAUCUCCCUUGUGACGUUGACCUGCGGCUGAGAUGACUAGUAGUGAACAAAAUCCUCCAUGGCUGUGUACUUAGGAUACUUCUUUUAUUUCUUCGUUGUCACCGACUAUUAGCGCUGAUAGUGCAGAGAGAGUUCCAGGAUUUUAAGCUAUUUGAUUGACUACGAAGUUAUGCCUGUGCAACAUACAAUUUGAUCAUGAUAGUAUUUGCCGACACAUAUUA
Panicum hallii is the source of this 1561-nucleotide messenger RNA. Its product is annotated as KH domain-containing protein SPIN1-like. Lineage: Eukaryota; Viridiplantae; Streptophyta; Magnoliopsida; Poales; Poaceae. Gene Ontology annotation, cellular component: nucleus. The transcript is spliced from 8 exons. Gene Ontology annotation, molecular function: mRNA binding. Gene Ontology annotation, biological process: regulation of mRNA splicing, via spliceosome. The record is from RefSeq and is a predicted model, not a curated record. Bases 256 to 1200 code for a protein of 314 amino acids.